This is a messenger RNA of Gorilla gorilla gorilla (western lowland gorilla), 3894 nucleotides long. RefSeq names its product cell division cycle 20B (gene CDC20B). The transcript has 11 exons. Lineage: Eukaryota; Metazoa; Chordata; Mammalia; Primates; Hominidae. Gene Ontology annotation, molecular function: ubiquitin ligase activator activity; anaphase-promoting complex binding; protein binding. The coding region runs from base 151 to 1584 and encodes 477 amino acids. Gene Ontology annotation, cellular component: anaphase-promoting complex. The record is from RefSeq and is a predicted model, not a curated record. Gene Ontology annotation, biological process: anaphase-promoting complex-dependent catabolic process; positive regulation of anaphase-promoting complex-dependent catabolic process; positive regulation of ubiquitin protein ligase activity.
CUGGAGGGAGGUGGUGAAAUAGAAUGGUCCUGGGGGACGGGACUCCAGGGGUUUGACGAUUAGGCGUCAAGACUGACUUAGACCUGGGAAGAAAACCAGAGGCAGUCGAGCAGAGAGGCCAAACGCCAGGCAGGGCGAAGUCAGCCGGAGAUGGAGUGGAAACUGGAGCGCACCGCGACUCGGAGGGUCCGCACGGAAGAGGAGAUGCUGUGGGAAAGUAUCAUGCGUGUGCUCUCCAAAGACUUGAAGCAGAAGAGAAGUCAAGACUCCGCCAACGUACUCGAUUCAGUUAAUGCUACGUAUUCUGACUUUAAGAGCAACUUUGCGAAGAGGCUGUCCGCAGAGGUUCCUGUUGCGAGUAGCCCCAUUACCACAAGGUGGCAGCAAAGUCAAACUAGGGCUCUGUCCUCUGAUUCCUUUGGGGAAGAGCAGUCAACCACCUACCUCCCAGAAGCUUCCGGAUCAGUGCUGAAGACACCGCCUGAGAAAGAGACCUUGACUCUAGGAUCCUGCAAAGAACAACUGAAGACCCCCAGCAAAGGAAUUUCUGAAACAAGUAACUCUGCUCCCCAUUUUUGCAAGGCACCUCAUGCAAUGGACAGAGACUGGAAAGAAAGUGUUGCCUCAAAAGGGCAGAAAUGCCUAAAACAACUCUUUGUAACCCAGAACGUGGUUCAGCAGGCUAAUGGAAAAAUGCAGCUCUGUGAGCAAUCCCAAUGUGUUUGGAAAGGCUGCAAAGAUGGAGUGAGAGAUGAAUCCUUCCAUCUUAAAAGGUCUGGUGAUAUAAACGAUUCCAUACUCCAACCAGAGGUGAAGAUUCAUAUUACUGGUCUUCGAAAUGACUACUAUCUGAAUAUCCUAGAUUGGAGUUUUCAGAAUCUUGUUGCCAUAGCCCUGGGCUCUGCUGUAUACAUCUGGAAUGGGGAGAACCACAAUGGGAUUGAAAACAUAGACUUAAGUCUCACUUGUAACUAUAUCUCUUCUGUGUCCUGGAUAAAAGAGGGAACUUGCCUGGCAGUUGGCACCAGCGAGGGAGAAGUGCAAUUAUGGGAUGUGGUAACUAAAAAGCGGCUGAGAAAUAUGCUUGGUCAUUUGUCAGUAGUUGGGGCUCUGAGUUGGAAUCACUUUAUCCUCAGCAGUGGGUCAAGACUGGGGCGUGUUUAUCAUCACGAUGUUCGGGUAGCCCAGCAUCAUGUUGGAACACUUUGCCACAAGCAAGCUGUGUGUGCUCUGAAGUGGUCACCGGAUGGCGGGCUGCUUUCCAGCGGCUGCAGUGAUGGACUGCUGACAAUAUGGCCCCACGAUCCAGGUGCCAGUGCACAGGGCCAACCGCUGAAAGUCAUACCCCAGCCUACGGCAGUCAAGAUUUGUUCCUUAAUCUGGCUACCUAAGACAAAGGAGAUCGCAACUGGCCAAGGUACUCCCAAGAAUGAUGUGACUGUGUGGACCUGUCCCACUGUGUCCAGGUCAGGUGGGUUUUUUGGCCACAGGGGCAGAGUGCUGCACCUGGCUUUGAGUCCAGACCAGACCCGGGUGUUUUCUGCUGCAGCUGAUGGGACGGCCUCUGUAUGGAAUUGCUACUAGCACCCAGCCCCUCUAGGUUUCAGUUUCCUUAUUUCUAAGUGAAGAUGAUGAUGUUGGCUAUGUCUUCUCCAUGGGGUUUUUAUGAGUAUCAAACAAGUUGAAAUACUCUUCUUGAUGUGAAUGCCUGUUCUCCUGUUCUUCUUUUGCAGAUUGCUUUACUUGCUCUGCUUCCCGGAGAUCCACUUCUUUUCUUCUCUGCUUUCUUCUUUCUGCCCCUCUUCCUCCCCGUCCUCUUCUUCCUCCCAUUCUUACCCCUUUCUAGAGAUUCAUUUUCACUACUUUAUUCAGAAUAACAUCUAUAGCAAAGAUUUCUCCUUCUUUCCCAUAUGACUUUUCUCCCCAGCUCCAAACCUCAUAUUUCUGAUUGCCUCAGGAUAGUUCCCUUUUGAGAUACUUUCCUGUCUUUAGCUCAAUCUCAACACAUUGAAAACACAACUCAUUCACUUGAAAAACACUUAUUAAAAUAUCACUAUAUGCUAGGCAGUAUGUUAAGCAUGCAUAUUGCUCUCUCUAAAAAUCAGUUCUGUAGGAAUCCCUUUCCCCUCCUGAUGGUCUCAUCCUUAUCCUGGUCUCCUACUCAGGGAACCUCCUGAUUAUUCUGCUCUGUGCUUCCUCAGUUCACCCUUUGCUCUCUUUUCUUUUGCUUCACCUAGUCACAUCCUGUAUGCCUGACAGCCAGUCGGCUGUAAUUGUCUUAGAACUGAUCCUCUUGACUCCACACCACUGCUAGGUUGAACAUCUAAAAAUCCGAUGCUGAUCCUCUCAGUCCCCUGCUCAUCAACUCUCAAGGACAACCUAUUACCAAACACCUUUGACCUCAACCUCUGGAGUCCUCAGCCCAGGACUUGAAGUUAGGAGAUCUGUUCUUGCCUUGGCUCUGCCAUAAAUACACCCUGUAACCUUGGAUGUGUUGCAACAUCUGCAAGGAUAGAAAUUUGGAUUUGAUCACUGCUAAGGUUCCUUCAAACUUGAUCAGUUUGCUGUUCUGUCUUUUGAAUGUUAAUUCCCAUUCAUCUCCUAUAUUAAGACUUUGGCUGAGUCUUGUGAUUUCUUGCCUUGUUGGAGCUUUUUCUUCUAAUCUGAAUUCUUGCUUCUCUCUCCUUUUCCUUUACACACCCACACAAGUCCUAACCUCUCCAGGAAGUGUUUUGAAAUGAUAUUACCUGGGUUUGAGUUCUUGGCAUUAGCCUGUAUCAUCUAUUUGGUAUUAUUAUACUAUUAUAGCUGUUUAAAAAAAUCUUCUAUUACUGUUUGAAUCGUUGGUUGUUUUGGUUUUAACAUCCUGAGGAGCUUGAAUUGAGGGCUUGAGGGAGCAUGCGUUAUAUUUUUUGGUGCUCCUUCGUAUGUUCUGCAUACCAGAUAUCAAAUAUUGGUUGAUUAUUUUUUUUUGCUUUGACAUGAAUUUUUUUUACUAAUACAUACCUAUUCCCUGUGCCCCCAAAAUCAACACAACAAAACAAAAACUUUAAGAAUUCAAAAGUAGAAUAGUAUAUACCAGGGGAGUUUAGGACUCUUCUGUUAAAUUAGUGUUAAUUUGUCAAUAUAUAUUUCUAUUUUCCCUGUUUUUUAAAUUUAGAUCUGUUUGGUAAUGUUAGUAAUUCUUGCCUUAGAAAAUUUUAGGCCACUGAAAGCCACAGAUGUGAUAGUUUUCUGCAAUGCACACUUUUCUUUAAUGGUUUUAAUUUGAUCUUCCUAAUACGCCAGGUAUUAACUGUAAGAAAAUGUUUAGAAGAAAAUGAGCAAAAUGAUUAGACCAUUUCCAGUGUCCCCUGCCAUUCUGUUCUGGAUACUUCUGUUUUAAUACUCUCAUGACACUAUGUCAUGACCAAAGGGCACUUCUCUCAGUUAAUACUGGCAUGUGAACAAGAGGCUCUCAUUUAAGAAAAAUAUUAAUAUAUCUGUUACUACGAUUAGUUUUGUUGGGAAGUUUGGAAUAUGGUUUUCAUAAAGAAAAAGGUAAGCUUUCAGAUAGCACACAAAAGCCUGGGCUACAAUUUAUUUUUAAAUUUUGUAAUUAAAAUUUUUUCACAGAAUAAUAAUUCACAUAUAGUAAAGCACAUAAGUCUUUAUAGCUUGAUGAGUUUUAAAUUUAUGAAUAAAUAAGUGUGUAACCAACAUCUAGAUCAAGAUACGAACAUCUCUAGUACCCUAAAGGGAUCCCUCGUACCCACUCCUAGUUAGCAGCUCUACAUUUUUCUGACUGCUAUCCCCAAGGAUUAGUUUUUCCUUAUGCCAACUUUCAGAUAAAUGGAAUCUCACCAUGCAUAUUCUUUUUUAUCUCACUUUUCCUCAACAUUAAAUUUAUGUUGC